AUGCAUGAGAUACAUGUGGAAUAUAGAGAAUUAGCAUGGUUAACCUCAUUUACAAUCAUAAAACCUGUCUUUCGAAGUCUGUUAUAUCGUUACAAUCGAGAAUUGAGUGUCAAUGUCAAACGACGGCUUGAAGUGAACGAUAUGGCAGGAAUUUCGUGGCACAAAAGCUAUAAAUCUGCAGUAGUAGAAGUAGAGGGCAUGGAUUUUGAUGAGGAGUCGUGGCUGAAGAAUAUUUUCUGGACAGAUAAUAGGAAUAGGCAAGCAUAUAAAGAGUUUGAAGAUGUUAUAACAUUUGAUACCACGUACAUAACUAAUAAAUAUGACAUGCCAUUUGCAGCUUUCGUUGGAGUUAAUCAUCAUGGACAAUCAACACUCCUUGGUUGUGGUUUGGUGUCGAAUGAAAAUACAGAAACAUUUGUAGUAGCUUCUGGGCAGGAAUGUCGAAUAACUCAGCGCAGUGGAAGUUUGAAUGCAUUCUUCGAUAGGUAUAUGAUCACCGUCCUUCUUCGUAAUAAUGUAACUUCACUGCCUGACACCUACAUAUUACAAAGAUGGAGAAGAGAUGUGAAUAGAGCCUACACGGGGGUCGUAGUGAAUUACAAUGGUUUGAAUAGCAGUCCUGCCCAGUUGAGAUAUGACAAAAUGUGUCAAUCAUUUGCUUCGCCUGCAAACAUGAUUGCAGAUGAUGAGGAAAGUCAUGCUUUAAUGGAGUGGAUAGAACGCGAAAAACAAACAUUAAAGAUGAUGAAGUCGAUUUCUGGAAGUAAUAACACGUCCCAACAAGCAUUUCAUACAAUGUGA
Molecule: messenger RNA, 801 nt
Organism: Olea europaea var. sylvestris
Lineage: Eukaryota; Viridiplantae; Streptophyta; Magnoliopsida; Lamiales; Oleaceae
Exons: 5
Coding region: 1-801 (266 amino acids)
Biological process (GO): regulation of DNA-templated transcription
Source: RefSeq, a predicted model, not a curated record